GGUGGGUCUCCGCAGUUUGAGGAGAUUUCUUGGAGGAAUUUAGCGGGGAUCUAGGGGGCAGAGAGAGAUUUACGAAUUGAUAGGUGGUCGCGUUUUGUUUGGCCGCACGUCUUUGCGCCAGAGGACUCUGGAGCGUUGAGUUUCCUUCUCUUAAAGGAUUAGUCUUCACGAUGGCCACCAAGAGACUAAGGAGGGGUCGCUAUCCUGGCGACACACAGCUGGUGGCUUCAACCAGGAGCACAAUUGUGGCGCACUGACCUCGGAGAGACACUGGCUUUUAAGAGAGAUUUGCUUGGAGUACGCAUAGUUUUCUCCCGUAUUUUUAGCCCCGACUCUCGUUCUUUGAAGACCGAACCCGUCUUUUCACAUCCGUCCAGCUUCGUUUGGGCUACAAGGCUUAGCAAUGACGACUGAAAGCUCUCAGCAGCAGCUGGACACGCCGGCUCCCAUCAGAUCCAGCCCUGCAUCCAGUGCCAUGCACUCGGGGCUUCAGAGCACACAGACAGUGCUGGAGAGCACAACUGCGACCGGCAGCAAGGGCAAAAAGUCUAACUCGGGCAUGAGGCGCCCCGAAAAGCCGCCUUACUCCUAUAUCGCUCUCAUAGUCAUGGCGAUACAGAGCUCUCCCACCAAAAGGUUAACGCUGAGUGAAAUCUAUCAGUUCCUCCAAGCGCGUUUCCCGUUUUUUAGGGGUUCCUACCAGGGCUGGAAAAAUUCCGUCAGACAUAAUUUGUCUCUAAACGAGUGUUUCAUCAAACUUCCCAAAGGCCUUGGGCGGCCGGGAAAAGGCCACUAUUGGACCAUCGACCCCGGGAGCGAGUUCAUGUUUGAGGAGGGCUCUUUCCGACGCAGGCCCCGUGGUUUCCGAAGGAAAUGCCAGGCUCUCAAACCCAUGUACCGCAUGAUGAACGGCAUCGGCUUCGGCGCUUCGAUGUUGCCCCAAAACUUCGACUUUCAGUCGCCCUCCGCGUCCCUGGCCUGCCACGCCAACGGCUAUAAUCUGGACAUGAUGAGCAACCCUGUGCCUGGCGUUCACACGGGUUACGAUGGCCUCAGUACAGGCCACCAUGUCUCACACAUGUCGCCCAGCUCGGGUUCUACAUACAUGACGGCAUGCCAAGUCGCUUCCAAUGGCGAGUACGGCCCAGAAAACAGCAACAGUCCGCUUCACUCGCCGCCGGCCAUGAGCGGCUCUCUGGAGUGCCAUUCGCCGUACGGAGCCGCCUCGGCACAUUGGGCUUCAUCAGGUGUGUCUCCUUACAUUAAACAGCAGCCGCUAGCCUCCAGCAGCCCAAACUCCUCUGGAUUACACUCGAGUAUGCCGCCUUAUUCUCUGGAGCAGGGCUAUCUGCAUCACAACGGCAGAGAGUCGGCAGACAUCUCAGCAGGAAUGUCUCGAUACCAAACCCACUCAUCGCCAGUCUGUGACAGAAAAGACUUUGUGCUGAACUUCAACGGUAUUACGUCGUUUCAUCCAUCCAGCAGUGGAUCCUACUACCAUCAUCAGCUACAUCACCAAGGAGUCUGUCAAGAUGUAAAGCCAUGCGUUAUGUAAUUUAAACUAUGACAAGCCAAAAAAAUAAUAAAUGCGAACGUACGGACUGAACUCGCAAAUUACGAGACUGUGUGCGCUUGAUGCACGGUUAUCUAUGAAGAAUAAAUCAAAUCAAUGGAAGGCGAAACGAAGUCAUUCACCUCUCCGUAUUUACUGAGAGAAACUAUGAAGGAAGGAAGGAAUUGAUCGGAACUGAGGACUCCACAGGGACGUUUGGGCUUUUUUGGGAAAGAUUAUGACAUAUAUUUACUAUCUUGGAAAAACCUCGAAACGUCUGCAAAUGAGGAGACAUGUUGUUUAACAAAGCUGUUUAUCCAGUCCAUAAUCAAUAGCCAAGACUUUUGUUUGAUUUGACCACAUUUCCAAUGAGGAUAAAGGGGAGAGUGCUCAAUAACUGAGCAUAUAAAGUCGUAGUAAAAUUAAACCUAGUUAUUUUCGAUGCACUCAGCAACACCGCGAAAUACUGAAUUCUGAGUUCAGUGGCGUGGGAAUCGAUGCAUGUCACAAACCCACUCGAAUACAAAGUAUCUUAUUUGUCUAAACCUUAUGUGUGUUUCUUUUUGACGGCUCUUCAGUAAUUCCACCUCUUAUAUUUUCAGGGGUGAAUGUAUAGGUCUGUGGGUAGUUCAUGUGUAAAAGGAAAGAGGCCUACGAAAACCGUAUUAGAAUAAUAAUGAUUGCACUUUUGUUAGUUUAACAAGUUGACAAAUUACAGUUAUGUACAGUACAAUAAAACGAUGUA
Messenger RNA from Onychostoma macrolepis, 2297 nucleotides. RefSeq names its product forkhead box F2a (gene foxf2a). Bases 404 to 1555 code for a protein of 383 amino acids. The record is from RefSeq and is a predicted model, not a curated record. Lineage: Eukaryota; Metazoa; Chordata; Actinopteri; Cypriniformes; Cyprinidae. Gene Ontology annotation, cellular component: nucleus. Gene Ontology annotation, molecular function: RNA polymerase II cis-regulatory region sequence-specific DNA binding; DNA-binding transcription factor activity, RNA polymerase II-specific. The transcript has 2 exons. Gene Ontology annotation, biological process: animal organ morphogenesis; regulation of transcription by RNA polymerase II.